Messenger RNA from Podarcis lilfordi (Lilford's wall lizard), 38287 nucleotides. Lineage: Eukaryota; Metazoa; Chordata; Lepidosauria; Squamata; Lacertidae. The record is from the annotation of a GenBank genome assembly.
AUGUCUGACUUCCACAUCCACCCCCAGAGUGCAGUGGUGGAAGAAGGCGGCGUGGCCAGGUUUCAGUGCCAGAUCCAUGGCUUGCCAGAGCCUGUGAUCAUGUGGCAGAAGAACCAUCUCCCCAUCAAUACAGAAAACGACAGGUAAGGACAGUGGGUUCAAUUCCCUCCAAACAGGGCUGCGAGUGCUGCAGGAGGGGUGUUUUUCAAACUCUGCACUAUUCAGAAACACCUUGCAGGUGGAAAGUUCUUCAUAUUUACUGUGGAACCCGUCGUUUAUUUAUAUCACAAGAUUUAUAUACUGCUUGAUUGUAAUGAAGCCUCAAGGUGGUUUACAAAAAGGAUAAAACAAUUGAAUUAUCAGUAAAAUAAAUGCAGUUAGAAACAGCUAUCAAAAGUAUCCAAAAAUUAAUUGAAAUUCACAAUAAACUGAAAUCCAGAUUAAAACACAUGCCAACAUUCUCCAUGUCUGGAUAGGCUUGCCUGGACAAAAAUGUUCCCAGCAGGUGCUCAAAAGGGUACAGUGAAGGCAUUUGCCUGGCGUCAAUCGGCAGGGAGUUCCAAAGUGGGGCUGCUACCACACUAAAAUAUAGAUUUCUUAAAACCCUUCCAAGCAGUUGGGGCCAACUGGGGGAGGUAGAUCCAAUUAGUCUGGUCCUUGACCUCAAAGGGGGCCUCCGAUUUAGACACCCAUUAAUCUUUUGGCAUCUGAUAAGCUUCACAACUUUUUUUCAUGUGCAUUGGAUCAAAAUGUGACAAAACCCUCUCAGCUUAGAGCUACAAAUUUAUGCAAGUGAGAGAUGUGAUUUGUUAAAAGGGAUUUCUUUUUGUUACCUGUUAAUAGAUUUUAAAGAGUUAAAAUUAAAAUGUUCAUGAAAACCAAUAGAAAUAUAUUUGAUGGCACAAGAUUAGACCCUGAUGAAUGUAUCCUCUCAGAUCAGCUGAUUAUAUAAACAAACCACUCACCCUUGUUCUCUUUUUUUGGAGGGAGGUGUGCCUUAUUUUGUUUUCAUGGGUUGUCCUUUAAAUAUUUUUUUUAGUGUAGCUAGGGUCCCCAAAAACUGGAAGUGAGAUGAGCCUCUCUGGACCCAUGGCAAGGCCUGGAUGCAGCAGAGGAUUCUGGGAAAUGUUUUUGGGAACCCUGUGCUUGCCAUUGCCUGGACAGAUUGGACCUCAACACUGAACUGAGACUGUGCUCCAGAACAUGCCUGGCAUCCCCCCCUGUUGCCGAGCCUUUCAGGAAAAUACUGUGGUUGGCAAGCUGACUUUCAGGGAAGAUAGACAGCUAUUACUGAUCUGGCAAACCCCUGAUAAGCUUCUCCGAAGCUGCAGGCUUUGAAAACCAGUGUUCCAGAAUAAUAGCAGCGCUAAGCUUGAUAUUAUAAAUAAGCAAGGGAACUUUCCAAUUCAUAACCUACCUUCAUUCACCUGUCCCCCAACCAAUCGCAGAGGCAAUUAAACUGGUCAGUGAAAAACAUCCCAUGAUAAUCCCAGGGUGUGUGUCUGCGCAUUUGAAAUGAAGCUGAUUUGGGGCAGAGAAAAAGAAGGAACUUCUUUGCGCGGCACAAAGUGGAAUUUGCUCUCCAAAGAGGCAGCGACAUUCACCGAACUGGAUGGCUUGAAAAGGGGGUUAAGACCAUUCCCUGAAGGAGAAUUAGUCCACAAUGGCUAUGUUCUGCCUCCCCUGUCAGAGGCAGCAAGCCUCUUGAAUGCCCAUCGCUGGGAAUCGCAGGUGACAGGCAGUGCUGUGGUGCUCAGGUCUUGCCUACAGGCUUCCCAUGGGCCUCUGGUUUGCUGCCACGAGAACAGAAUGCUGGACUAGAUGAGACUUCCACCUGAUCUGGCAAGGCUCUUUUUGUGUUCAUAGAAUCAAGUGUCCUCAUUCGAUGCACGUUCGCAGAACAAAUUUUGCAAUUCAGGUUUGUGUUUGUUGGCUUGGUAGGGCUGCAGGGUCGUACCACUGCCUGUUUGCCUUUUCCCCACUUAUCACAAUUCAAUGAGGAUUAUUCAUUCCUUAGUUAUUUGUUAAUUUUUCAAUCCAUUUAUUUCCACCACCCCCAAUCAUAGGUGUAUCCAAGGGGAGGAGCGGGGGGGGGGCAGCUGCCCCCCUUAAUCAGUAAAAAUACAUAGCUAAUUGAGGUUCUGCCCCACCCUAACAAAAAUCCUGGCUACGCCCAUGCCCCAAAUUGAUUGCUUUAUAGCAGCGCCUUCAAAGUAGCUUGCAAAUAUUAAAAUGUUGCUGCUGCUGUUUACCUGCCCUUUACUCUUAAGGUUCCAAGGCAGUUCAUAGCAAUUAAAAUACAAUAUUAAAAACAAUUCAAAUAGUUCAUAGACAUAAGGUGGAUCCUAAAAAUAUACAUAUUGGGUGUCAAAAGCCAGAGUAAAGAGCUGUAUCCAUAAAAUACAUACACAGAUGCAUAGAAUAUCAUCAAAACAAUCCCUUUUUCAUUCAGCUAAUGCUUACCACAUACAAAAAAAUAGUAUUUUAGUUUAGUUCUGAACUAUGAGAUCAGGUAUACCAUGUGAUUGUUCAUCUCUUUCUUUCGCUGAUCAUUUAUCAGUAUGCCCCUCAGGCACCUGCUUGGAAGCAGAGUUCGAUCUGGCCUGCGUAUGCAGGCGAAUAGGGGGCAGGAUGCUGAGGUGGCAGAAUGGACUACGGCACUACAUACUGGAGGUGUUGGAUGCCAACUCUGAAUGGUCCACCAUGUGAAAACAAAAGAAAAAAACCCCCUUGCAGUCAGAAAACUAACAUAACAGGGUUCUUUGCUGGAUGUGCUAGAUUUCUACUUGCAAGGAGCCUUAACAAAACCAUAAGGAAGAAUUCAAAACAUCACCAGCCACCUGCAGUUUGGUGCAGAAUACUUUGCCCCCUCAUUUUGGAGCAGACCUUUACACCUCUAAAUACCCAUGUACCCGCUACUAUGCUGAAAACCCCCCUCACUUUCUUUCCCUUGCAUUUUCCUGCUCCUUUAGGUACACGUUGUUGCCCAAGGGCGUUUUGCAGAUUACUGGACUGCGAGCUGAAGACACUGGGAUCUUCCACUGUGUUGCCACCAACAUUGCCAAUGUGAAGUUCAGCAGGGGAGCCAGGCUUACUGUGUCAGGUUGGUGUGUUUGUGGGACAGAGGGGGGGCAGAAGCAGGUGGUUUGUCCCACUGAUCUCCUACCAGGCCAGCCUAUUAAUGCAACUCAUUUGGCUGCAGUAAAACUGGUGCUUGGAAUGGUGUUGGACACCAUGUGCUGGCUGGGGCUGCUGGGAAUGCAAAACACCUGGAGGUCACUGGUUGGGAGACUACUGAGAAGAUAGAGCUUACCUUCACAAAGCUCCCUUUUUUUACCCUCCCUGCCUGCUGUGCCCACUGUGCUUGUCAACCUGUCAAAAGUCUUGAAACAACAACCGUGUCCGGAUUCUGCAGUGCAGGUGCAUAGAGCUGUUUUGCCAGGGGCAAGCAGUAGAUGGUUGACAUUCCUUGAACACAUUGCUCCAUAAAGCCGGCUGCUUCUCAGCAGGGGAUGUGAAAUUCUGCAGCCAGAAUCCUACCCGAGAGCCCUGAAUUUGUGCAAAGUGCUUCGAUGGAAAUUAAGGAUCCAUUUCCUCAAGUGGAAUAGAGAGGAGAAGGCAGCAAAGUGGUUGGGGUGGCCCAUCUUUUCUCAUGCCCAAACACCGCAGACUGGUGGGACCUGAAGGCCACUUCUCUGCAGAACCCAACAGUCCUGGCUCCUGCUCAUCACACAUAGGCAAAGGCUCUUAACGUACAAGUAAGAAAGAUACCUUAAUUCGGGCAAGUAAAAGGUACAGGUUCAGCAGCAGACACAGAGUCCCGGAGUUCAAGGUAUUUAAAGUAAAGGUAAAGGGACCCCUGACCAUUAGGUCCAGUCGUGACCGACUCUGGGGUUGCGGCGCUCAUCUCGCUUUAUUGGCCGAGGGAGCCGGCGUACAGCUUCCGGGUCAUGUGGCCAGCAUGACUAAGCCGCUUCUGGCAAACCAGAGCAGCGCAUGGAAACGCCAUUUACCUUCCCGCCGGAGUGGUACCUAUUUAUCUACUUGCACUUUGAUGUGCUUUUGAACUGCUAGGUUGACAGGAGCAGGUACCGAGCAACGGGAGCUCACCCCGUCGUGGGGAUUCGAACCGCCGACCUUCUGAUCGGCAAGUCCUAGGCUCUGUGGUUUAACCCACAGUGCCACCCGCUUCCCACUAUUUAGAACAGGGUAUUUAGAACUGACCAAAAGCAAUGGAAAUGUCCCACCACUUUCUGCAUCCUGCCCACUAAGCUUUUAAAGAUGAUGCACGACAUGCUCCCUCAUGAGUCUCUCUCGCUUUUCAGGAAUGUUGGGCUUGCAAAUGCGCUCUCCGUCUGAACCCCCCAAGACCCUUGGCUAGUGCCCAACUUGACCAGCUGUUGGUCCUGAGCCUGGCAGGAUGCUAAAUCGGCCUGCCUUGGCCUGGCCCUAUUCUCCAAAGGGACACAUUACCUUCUUCUGGCACCCUCUUGAAAGCUGCUUUCCCCAUCAAGUCCCACCUCCCUUGAGCCUUGACACCCACUUAGCAAAUGGCUGUUCACACCUGCUUACCAACAUGUCCUGGAAACCAGCCUUCGGAGGAGGAAUGAGUCAAACCUCCAUCUCUGGUCUGUGGCAAAGCUGACCUCCGGCCAAAAACGGCAUUCCUUUCAUGCCUCUGCGGCCCAAGCUGACACUGCUUGCUUUUUGGUGAUGAGCAGAACCUGACCGAGCAAGCAGCUCUCCCAACAGCUUAAUCUUAGAGCUAAGGUGAUCCCAAGGGGAGCUGUCCAGGGCGGCAAGUGAAUUGGUGUCAGGGGAGAGGGACCUACCUCAGUGAUAGAACAUCUGCUUUGCAUACAGAAGGAACCAGGUUCAAUCCUUGACGUCUCCAGAUAGGAGUUGGAAAAAAGUCUUACCUGAAUCCUUGGAGGGCUGCUAUCAGUCAGGGCUGAGCUAGUUGGUCUGACUCAGUAUAAGGCAGCAUGCAGUGUAGGAUUUAGAGGCAUAGUUUGUUUGUUUGUUUGUUUGUUUGUUUGUUUGUUGCAUUUAAACACCACCUUUGUCUUCCAAGGAUCUAAGAUAUGGUGUACAUGGUUCUUCUUCUUCCCAUUUCAUCACCAUAACAACCCUAUGAGGUAGGUUAGGCUAAGAGAUGGGAUGUUGAGUGGCCCAGAGUCACUCACUGAGCUUCAUGGCUGAGUGGGGAUUCGAACCCAGCUCUCCCCACGUCCCAGUCCAACACUAACCAUUAUUAUGCCACACUGACUCUUUUAAAAGAUUGUAUAAUAAACCAGUCGGGCCUCGUGGCUUUACCUUGGAACCCUUGUGGACAUCUGCUCACGGGAGCCAAACCUAGUGAACUAGGGUGUUGUGGGUGUUUCAGCUUCCAGAUCAUUGCUGUUUUAGGGUGGGAUUGAAUCGCAUCCCAGCAAAUUCAGGUUGCCCAAUUAUAGUUGAGUGGGAGGUCUUGUGCAACAAACCUGCUUCCCCAAAUUAUCAGGCUUUUUGCAGCGAGGAAAGCGACAGGGCAGUGCAUUGAAAAUUGUGGAAUUACACUUGCUUUGAUGCAAGGUUGUGUAACCUCCCCCACAAACAAAUCAGAAUCAUUAAAUAGCCAGUGUUGUCCAAUUUCCCUGCUCAAUGAACAGGUUGCCUGGAAGUGCCCCCUUCAGCUGUAGAAGGGAAUAGCCUGAUGCAGCGUCUGCUCCUGUGACUGGCAGGCAGCAUGAAGCUUCCUGAUUGGCCAAGCCUGGUAUAAAUUCCAGGAGUCAGCCCCUUGUGCUCUUUCCUGGUCAAGAGAACCUCCUCCCUGCAGCAUUUCAGCCUCUGCAGUGAGUGGGAAGGCAGGCAGGUUUGGGUCAUGGCUGCCUUCUCAUACGAACACUAGGAACUGCCUGCCAUUGAGUCAGGCCAUUGGCUCAACUAGUUCAGUACUGUGCCACAAUGACCGGCAGAAGCACGCCAUGGUUUCAGGCAGGGAACUCUCCCAUCCCUACCUGGGGAUCGAACCUGGGACCUUCUGCACGCAAAGCAGAUCCUUUACCACUGAGCUGCGGCUCUGCUCUAGCCUUGACGUGACACAGCACUUCUGAAACCUUACACUCGGAGCACCUGCGCCAGCAAUGAGGUGUAUAUAUACACAUACAGAUGCACCUUCUUGAUUUCAGAAUGUCUCAUGUUAAUGCUUGGUCUGCCAUGCACAGGUUCUCAUUCUCCCGUGUACAAGGAUCCCAUGAUUCUCGUGGGACCAGAGAACCUGACCUUAACUGUGCACCAGACUGCCAUCCUGGAAUGCAUUGCAACUGGAAACCCCAGGCCUAUCGUCUCCUGGAGUCGACUUGGUAAGUGACCAGAGGUUACCCUCGUGUCAGAAUCCAUACACAAGAAAGGAGAGCUUUGCUAUUACUUCAGUGCGGGCAAAGUUACCGUAUUUUUCACUCUAUAAGACACACUUUUCCCCUCCUAAAAAGUAAAGGGAAAUGUGUGUGCAUCUUAUGGAGUGAAUGCAGGCAGGAGGCUCUGCUCAGCGCUCCCUUUAAAGAGUGUGUGGAGCGUGUUCCCUUCUCCCUCCUCGGGGAAAAGCCCCCAAGAGCCGCACACACGCUCCACACGCUCUUUAAAGGGAGCACGGCUCUUGGGGGAGCCUUCAUCCCCCUGCCCGGGAAAGGCUGUGUGCGGGUAACGCAUAAGCCAGGACAGCAAGAGGCUAUCCCAGAAGCCAGAUCCCUCUUGCUGUUCUGGCUUCUGGGAUCCAGAAUAUUUUUUUUCUUGUUUUCCUCCACCAAAAACUAGGUGCGUCUUAUGGUCUGGUGCAUCUUAUACAAUGAAAAAUACGGUACAUACAGCAUAUUGUAGUUGCUACUAGGUAGGAAUUUGGUUUGAGGGUAUGAAGACCCUUGUGAGCUGGAAGAAGUUGCUAGUUUUGUGUGUAAAUGCUUUGGAGGGGACCCAGAGAAUCAUCUAGUUAAACCCUCUGCAAUGCUUUUGUCUUCUGUUUCUUGUGGUUUCUUCACACCCGCUUCUCUAUGUCCCUGAAAUGCAGGCUGCAUACCCGUAAUACAUUUAAAGCACGUUGCUUCCCCCAUGGAAUCCUGGGAAAUGUAGUUUACCUCUCACACAAGCAUACAAUUCUGAGCACCCUUAAUAAACCACAGUUCCCAGGAUUCUUUGAGGAAAGCCAUGUUCCUUAAACGUAGCAUAAACAUGUUUCUCAGAACCAGCAGGAUCAGAUGUUCCUUGACUCUCCAUAGGAGAGCGAAUUCACCCUUUCAUUUUCAGUGCUAAAUCUCUCUCUGCUAGUUAAUGAGAUUCUAGCUUCUAAUCCCUCACGGCUGGUUGGUGAGCUAUGGAGGCCCUGCUGAUCCCAGGACUGCUGGAGCAGAGUGGGGUCACUGCCUCUGUCAACCAUAGCCAAGCUUAGAAGCUUUAACACACACACACACACACACACACACACACACACACACACACACACAAGGCCACAUCAAUGUGCUCUGUUUGUUGUGGUUUGCUGCCCUGACCACGGCAAUGCAGCUUGCUUUAAAUACCUUUUGGCACCUUGACUGCACCAUACAAAUAUGAAACACCUUCUUUCUCUACAACUGCAUUAAAAAACAUAUAUUAUGAUGUAUAUAUCUGAAGUUGAGAGAAGGAACUGCUGCAAAAGUUGUGAGAGGCAGAUUGUAAUUAUUAAAUGGACAACAUUUUUGAAGGAUGCUCUGAAUUGCAAAAAGAACUUAAUAGAAAUGGAACCAGUAGUUAGGUUUCAGAGAAAGGCCUUCUUUUUUCCCCAGCCUGAGGGGUGCAAUCCACCAUGGGCAACCUCCCAGGAACCACAUUUAUAUAGGUUUAAUAUGAAAGAAAAAUCUCCAAGAGGUGUAUGAAACCCAGUAUAUAGAACCAGUCAUAUAAAUUGUGGUUUUUUUAUGUUGUAUUAAUAGGCAAAUAUAGAAGUGCUCAUCCUCACAUCAUUCUAAUAAUAGGUAAAAGCAUCCAGUGUGACCAAAUUCAGUGGUCACGGUAAACCUGGGCAUAUGACUACACCUUUAAAAUACAGGCAACGACCAAUUUAUGUGCGUCCAAUGGAUGUGCAACCGCGCAUGCCUGGGUUGCGGCAAUCCGGAAGUGGCCAGAAAUGGGGGUGGAAUGGGGGCAGGGCAAAAGGGGGUGGCGUGGGCUUACGCUCCUCUUGGGAAAAGAGGAGGAUUAUAUGGCCUUGUGAAAACUGCAAAGUUUGGGAGAAGUAUAUAAAAAGUGAAAAACUGUUUAUGCCUGAAGUACAUUGAUGCUUUGAAGAUUGGUAUCGUUGGCAAAAGCUGUCUCUAAACAGUAUUUAUUGGAACUUAAGUUUGUGCCUUUAUUAUAUUUGUUUAUUUAUCUUGAAUCAGGAAGAAUGUUACAUACUUGCUGAGAUUUGUACAUAUGAGUAAUUCUCAUAUCUCAACAGCAUAACGUAAUGUGCACUAUUGUUGCUCAUGUGGCAUUCAAAUAAAAUUUAUUAAUGAUUUUUAAAAAAACACAACUGAAGUUGAAAGCUAAAAUCUGUUCAGGGCUGUCUCGAAAGAGAGUUUGGGUUUGACAUAAGGGAAGCAUAUCUCCUCAUCCCAUUUCUGGUCCCUUAGAGUGAGCCUGGUUGUUCUAGGGAAAAUGAUGCCUUGCUAGAUUAAGCGAGCGAGAGAGAGAGAGUUCCAGGCUCCUUCGCACCGUAAAUACCAGACAGACCCAGGGUGUAAUUUGCUCUUGCGUUUCUCCAACCCAGAUGGCCGACCGAUUGGCGUUGAAGGAAUUCAGGUCCUUGGGACAGGAAACCUGAUGAUCUCUGACCUCACUGUGCAGCAUUCUGGGAUAUACGUGUGCGCAGCCAAUAAGCCUGGCACGAGGGUGAGGCGGACAGCCCAAGGAAGGUUGGUGGUGCAAGGUAAGCCAGUCAGGAUCAGGAUCCCUCAAUUGCUAAGACACCAAAUGGCUGUUUUCACAAGUGAAGCAAAGUGUAAAUGGUGCCCUUGGAUUUCCUUCAGCUAGAACAGAAGAGUGACAUUGACUAGCAUGUACACUCAGUUUUUUAAAAAUGGCCUCUUUCACUUCCUAUACUUCAUUAGCAACAUUUUACAAGUAGCGCAUUUCAAGUUAAGAGUGUUCCUGGCGUCACAUGAAGAAAUGUCCAGUGUCUGCUUCCUCAUCAUGAAUGGAUUUUUCAUUUUUAAAAAUAGUAUAACUGUGUCCUGGAAAUUUCCUCUUCUGAUCACCUAAACAGGGUUGCAGCUGAAAAUGUGGUGAUAGUAACAAGGGAGUGAUGUGGAAGCCUAAAUGUAUUUAUUAAUUUUGUUUUAUUGAAAAGAUCAUUUAUAUACCACUUAUUAAUCCUCAAAACCUCUAAGUAGUUUUGCACAAAAUUAAAAUUACUUAUAAAAAUAGCCAGUAAAAAACCUUAGCCUAAGAUUUAUUUUUCGAAAUAAAAUCAGUUUUAAAAUCUACAUUAUAAAAUAAAACUACACAGUAAAAUUCAUGCCAAAUUUACAUGUCUGGGUAGGCUUGCUUUAAAGAAAUGUUUGUGGCAGGUGGUGAAAAUGUGCCUCCUUUCCAUGUAAAUGGGCAGGGAGUUCCAACAUUCACAGGGUGCCACAGUGAAAGAUUGCUUGCUUGCAAGUGCAAGAGCAAACAUUAUGUGGCACUUGAAAAAUGCCAGUUCCACAGACCAAAACAGUUAAGUGGGCAAGGUGAUCCUUCAUGCAAACUGUUCCCAAGCUGUUAUAUACUAAGCGUAACACCUUGAAUUACACCUAGUAACAAAUCAGUGGCCAGUGCAACUCUCUGAACAGAAGUCUAACACGCUGACAGGGCCUCACUUUUGUCAGCAAUCGUGUUGCAACGUUCGGCGCAGACUGCAAUUUCAGGACCAAGUGCUGGGCCUCUUGCCACAUCCCUUAAACCUACAAGAUUUGACUUGGCAAAAUACCUUCAGCAGUCUGGCAUUGUUCUGUACUCUUUGACCAGAGAGCACUGAGGUUGAUGUUCUGCAGAGCAAUUGGAUAGAAAAGGACAACCGAAAUAACUGAGGUGAGGGAACAAUAUCGCUAUGAAAAAAGCUUGCAGCAUUUGGGACUUUUUAGGUUCAAGAAAAGGCAAAUGAGGCAUAACAGUUUGUUUGUUUUUUAAAUCUUGCAUGGCAUGAAGAAAGCAGAGAUAGAAAAGUUUUUCUCCCUCUCUCAUAACGCUAGAACUCAGUCAGGGGCUGAGUCGAAUGUUGGAAGAUUCAGGACAGAAUCUCAGAUUAACUCAGAUUAGACAAAUUUAUGGAGGAGAAAGGUACCAAUGGCUACUGGCCAUGAUGACUGUUCUUUACCUCCACAUUUAGAGCCAGUAAUGUUUCUGAAUACCAGUUUCUGGAAACCUCAGCGGUGGGUAUAUGCUACAGUGCUCAAAUCCUGCUUGCAGGUUUAUGACAGACCACUGUGAGAACAGGAGGCUGGACUAGAUGGGCUUUUCUUAUAUUCUUAAUGCUGUCUGCCCUUACCUCCUUCCUUCUCCCUAUGUAAAGGGGCUAGAAGCUUAAUUUUUCCCCUUUGUUUUGGGGAAAGGAAAAAAAAAAUGAAGCUGAAAAUUUAGUGAGAGAGCUUAGUUCCAUGCUCUCCUGUAGCUGCAGCCCUGUGACUAAACCCCUCUGCUGUGUGGCCUGUGCACCAGGGAAAUGUGGGGGCUUUUCUCUCCCCCCACCAAAGGCAAAAUCCUCCUAACGGCAGACCUGAAAAGCCAUUUUUAAUGACCUUGGCCAAUGCUGCCCCAAAAGGACUUUCUCAAAUGUUUGCUGUGCGUCCAGUCUCCAUGGUGAAGUUUUUGCACAGAGAACGCCUUUUCCAGGGUUUGAGGAGGGGAGGGAUGGGGAGAGAAAAGGGGAGCAACACAGCUGGCAGCGCAGAAUUGAAUGCUGUUAAUCCUUUCCCUGAUUACGAGCCCUCGGCUUCGCCUUUGAAGUAGCCCGUUUCCAGCAGCCCGCAUUCUCAUCAGCUCCCCUCGUUAACCGCUCGGUUUGAUGAGCCUCUGAAUCUCAAAUUAUCUCUCUCCCACCUGAGCGGCCUAAUUGGCCAUUUUCACAGGGAUGGCCAGGCAAGAGGUUUUUUUCCCUUUGGGGCAGUGGGGAAGAAGAUCUCUUUCUGCUAACAUCCUUGCCUCCAAACGACAUUGUUAUAGCCCCCGUUAUAGCCAGACCCUUGAGCUCCAGUAACUUGGUGCCAUCCUGUGCGCGUUUGCAAAUGAUUCCUCCAAACAACCAUCCCCAAGUCAGUGUCGGCCUAGAAAGAAAACAAGCAUAGGAACAAACAGAGAGCACAUGACAUGUGCAGAAGGCCUGGCAGGGCUGGGAACACCCCUUCUCUAAAAGCCAGGAGAGAUGCUGCCACUGUAGAUCCACUGUUGAACCAAAUUCCCUUGGGAGGAAGAGCAGGAUACAAAUUUAAUAUAUAAGCAGUUCUAUUUUCUAGAAAAAGAGGUGCUGGAACUCACCAUGAAUGACUCCCAUAGUUCUCUUAUCAGAGCAAUGGCACCUACCUGAGAGGUGCUGGAACCCCAUAUAGAAGUAAACAAAAACAAUUUGACCCGAGGGCUGCAUUUCCACCUGGGCAACCUUCUGGGCCCCACAUGCCAGCGGUGGGUGGGGCCAGAGCCAAAAUUGGAUGGAGCAAUUCCUGUCAAUUUCAGCUUUGUAUGGUAGGCUGGUUUCCAUUCAUAUUUGCAUACACCUCUAUGAACAGGCCUGGUGGAUCUGGCCAAUGGCCCAUCUAAGCCAGCAUCCUGAUCACGCUGCUGCAGACCAGAUGCCCGUGGGAAGCUCACAAGUUGGAAAUGGGCGCAACAGCACUCUGUCCACCUGCGCGUUGCCUCUGAAGUAGAGGUAAACCUAGCCAUUGUGGCUACUAGCCAUUGAUUGGCUUUGUCUAAUCCUCUUUGAAAGCUGCUCUCUAUCCUCCCAUCUAGGGAAGGGUGAGGCAUUACAAAAAUUCUAGGACAAAAUUCCAGCUAGGCAAAGACACUCAAGGAGAGGGUACAAAACAGAGAUAGAGAGCCUUGGAGGGUACAUCCAGUCCCCGGGCCUGACGUUCCUCAUCCCCUAUGUAGACAAGCCUGAGCUUGCAUGCGUUGACAUAAUAUGAGGCAGCUCCCCACAUCCCUUGGAGAGUUAUGCUGCAUUUACACCAUACAUUUAAAGCACAUGGCUUCCUGCAAAGAAUCCUGGGAACUGUAGUUUGUUGAGGAGCUGGGAAUUGUGGGUCUGUGAUAACUACAGUUCCCAAGAGCCUUUGAGGGAAGGCAUGUGUUUGUGUGUGUGUGCAGCUGCAGUCUUACUCAUUGCGGUUGACCAGGUGAGCGAAAGGUCGGCCAUCCUCUGUCUGCAACACAGCUCUCAAAGCAGUUGGGCUGGAGGAACCAUUAUGCAACGAAAGAAGCAGAGUGUGAGGAGGAGGAGGAAUGGCUGCUGCUGACAGAGGAUGACCCGUUCAGCAGCCUUGAUGUUAGGGUGUCCUCCUCCUCAUCCUUCACCCUUUCCCAGACACUCAGAAUAAUUUAUUUCUGCAGCAGUGAGUGGGCUGCUGAUUUGAAGGCACCACAGGGUCUGGGGCAUACCCAUCUGCUGGUUUUCAUCAGCUCACACACUACAUUCUCAGGUAGACACAAACGACAUCCUGAAAGCAAAAGGUGUUAAACAAAAUGCUUGUUAAUAACUCAUGCCACAAGUGGGCUGGUUGAAGGUUUGGAGCAGUAAAUCAGGGAGUCUCUGGAACAUAUCCAGAAGCUGCUGGUGUAAUGCGAAAGCCUCAGGAUUGCAGAGAAGUGGGAGAGAGUGAGGAAGGAAAGGGGAGAAGGGCCUUGCAUGCAGGAGGUCUCAGGUUCAAUUCCUAGCGUCUCCAGUUAAGGCUUGAAAUAUCCCCUACCUGAAAAGCCUCAGAGAGUCACUGCCAGUCAGUGUGGGCAGUACUGAGCUACGUGUGGCACAUACUUCCAUGUUCCCAUGAAGGGCUGGGGGUCUCAAACAAAGAAUCCCUCCCCUGUUCUUGUUGCAGUAGCUGCUGCUUUCUGUACCCACAGAAAAUCUCUCAUUCCAGUUGUUAGCUACUUAUUGUGAUCCACUCAUUCUCUUCCUUGAUCAGAUGAUAACAGACUCCUUCUACACUUUCAGAAAGCUUAGGUGCUCCCUUUGCAAAGUUGGCAUUCUUUCCUAAAGUAUAAAGAACUGUUCUUUUGACAGUAGCAUAGAACUAGCCUGGCAAAGGAGUUCAUUCAUUCAUUCAUUCAUUCAUUCAUUCAUUCAUUCAUUACACUUGAAUCUUGCCCAUCCAACUAAGGCCACAUCUAUACCAUACAUUUUCCGGCCAACCUAGCAGUUCGAAAGCACGUCAAAGUGCAACUAGAUAAAUAGGUACCACUCCAGUGGGAAGGUAAAUGGUGUUUCCAUGUGCUGCUUUGGUUCGCCAGAAGCGGCUUAGACAUGCUGGCCACAUGACCUGGAAGCUGUACGCUUGGCCAAUAAAGCAACCCCAGAGGCGGUCACGACAGGACCUAAUGGUCAGGGGUCCCUUUACCUUUUUUAUACCAUACAUUUGAAGUGCUAUGAUACCACUUUAAGCAGUCAUGGCUCCCUGCAAAGAAUCCUGGGAGAUGUAGUUUGCCAAGGGUGCUGAGAGUGGUUUGGAAUCCUGUAUUGCCCGCUCAGAGCUAUAGUGUCCAGAGUUCCCAGGGAAGAAGGUUUCAUUGUUAAAGCACCUUCGAAAUGCUUAUUUAUUCCCAGCAAUCAUUAUCUUUUAAGCCAAUUUAACACAGUGGUAUUAUAAUCAAGUUCAGUUGGGGGCGGGAGGACAGGAACAUCUCCCUGUACUAAAUGUUAAACCAGCUUCUUCUGUCUCCCUUCUCUGAACCUCUCAGAGAGUCCUUUUGAUCUCCUUCCUUUGAUCCCUGCAGCAGACAAGUUUCCUAUAUUCCUUUUGGUUCUCUGACCUCAGAUGUUGGGAGUCUCAUUUUCAUCCCUUGUCGCAAAUGAACAAGCUCCGUAUAGGAGAAUGGUUAACAACUUAAGACAUACAACGACAAAAUGAAGAGGGUGUUUCUUUUUGAGGCAGGGAGAAAGAAGAACAGAUUGCAAAGAAACAGGGAUCCCUCCCAACCACCCAUCCUUUCUGUUGUUUCCAAUUAGCCAUUUGGUGUCAUAAGAGACCGGACAGGCUGGUGAAUAUCCAGAUGGGCACCAGCAUCCUCUGACUGAAGCAGAGGGGGUGGACAGAAAUGCUGGUCCUCCACAAGUAUGCUGAUACCUUCCUCUUGUUUCCCAGUUGCCCCUUUUUGUCUACAGUGCCGUGAGCCCUCUAGGGAGGCCAAAUGUAAAAGAAGGCAAGGCUCCUGAGCCUUUAGUAGCUGGAUAGAAGAAGGGGUUGUUGUUGUUUGAGAGAUGUACUUUGCACAACUAACUCUACGUGCUGAAAUUCCCUUUUCUGCACACCACUAGCUGGACCCACUACAUCACUCCCUGCCUGAGUUAAUAGGAGGGGUGGUGCUGGUUCUAAAUUCACUUCCUUCUGCUCUGGGGAUUACAGGACUGGGCAUUCUUUUCCAGAUCAUGCCAUUCAUUCAUUGGUAAUUUUGUUCAUAUAAUGCUUUCCCACAAAUGGUGAAAAUGGGUUGCGAUAGAGAAAAAGGGGAACGCUUCUCAAAAUCAGCCAUCACAAGAGCACACUGUUUUUGUAUGUGUGGCCACUGUCUAUUUCCCCACUGAGUGCUCCAGGUCAUUGGUGGCAGAGCCAAGACUGGCUGGAAAUCAUGCUGUGCCGGUCCAACUAUAUAACCCUCUAGCUCUUUAUGCAACUUUCUAUGCAUGUGUAUUUGAAGGCACAAUGUUCUUCGUAAAGGGAGGCCAAUGCAGGCCCCUCCCAGGGCACUUAGGACCUGGCAUCUUCCUGGGCAUCAUGGUGAUGCCAGUUCCAGCAGCUCCCAUUCAUUUAUCUGGGUCUAGCACAGGAAAACAUUCACCUCUGCAAUAAGCUUAGUUUUCUGCCUCCUCCACUCCUAGAUAGAUAGGCAGAUGAUAUAGAUAGACAGAUGACAGAUAGAUAGAUAGAUAGAUAGAUAGAUAGAUAUGGAGCCUAUGUUUUCCUUUGUCUUUGCAGCUCCUGCAGAAUUUGUACAGCACCCGCAGUCUAUUUCCAGGCCCGUGGGGACCACUGCCAUCUUUACCUGCUUGGCACAGGGGGAACCUCCUCCACAGAUAACGUGGCUGAAGAACGGGCAGAUUUUAGAACCUACGGACCACAUUAAGCUAAAGAACAACAACAGGUAAAUUGCUUAUGUGUAGAUCUUAAGAUUCUCUGGGUGGGGGAUGCCAAGGUACCACUGUACAGGGUAGGUACUCUCUACAUGCUCAGAAGCCCUUUAAUUUAGUAGCAUUUCACCAUAUGGCUGGCAGAACUUAUGUUUUCAGUCGAUGUCUUCUGUACCUCAGAGGAAUCGCCACAUGCUUGUAGGCCCAACAGGACCCUGGAGGAGCUUUGGAUCAUGACAACAAUUAUUAUUAUUAUUUUCUUGAAGCUCAUACACAUCUGUUAAUAUACUUAACACUGUUAUAUCACGUUAAGGAGAUUAUAUGAAGCUACAGGGUUUAUCCCUCCAGCUCUGUUAUUUCUCUCUGUAUUGUUGCCUGUUAUUUCCAUAGAAACCGAAACCCACUGACCAGUAAUUUUCACACUAGGCUCACCCAGGCCUGCUAUUUCCACCACACAAAUACCACUCUGUACUACGGCAUGAAAAUGUGGUUCUUUGGUCUUUUUUUGCUUUCCCUGGCGAGAUAAGAGGCCCGGAUUCAGAGGAAGUCGGUCACAAGGACACUUAUUACCUCAAAGUGCAGGGAAGGGAGGUCAAUUUGACCCACAGUUGGGAAGCAAAAGCGUUAAACCCCUGUUGGAAAAUGGUUCUGCAAAAACCAGUGCCACUCAUUGCAGCUUCCAGCAUAGAUUAAUGCAAUUUUCCCCAAACUGGUACCCUCCAGGUUUUUUGUGCUGCAACUCCUUGCAGGUGCAUGCUGCAGAGAAAGAGAUGACAGAAAAAUUUGUUGCCAGUUUAUUUCUGGGUCCAAGUCAAGGUGCUCAUGCUAGUAUUUGUUGUUGUUGUUUAGUCGUUUAGUCAUUUCCGACUCUUCAUGACCCCAUGGACCAAAGCACGCCAGGCCCUCCUGUCUUCCACUGCCUCCCGCAGUUUGGUCAAACUCAUGCUGGUAGCUUCGAGAACACUGUCCAACCAUCUCGUCCUCUGUCGUCCCCUUCUCCUUGUGCCCUCCAUCUUUCCCAGCAUCAGGGUCUUUUCCAGGGAGUCUUCUCUUCUCAUGAGGUCGCCAAAGUAUUGGAGCCUCAGUUUCACAACCUGUCCUUCCAGUGAGCACUCAGGGCUGAUUUCCUUCAGAAUGGUUAGGUUUGAUUUUCUUGCAGUUCAUGGGACUCUCAAGAGUCUCCUCCAGCACCAUAAUUCAAAAGCAUCAAUUCUUCGGCGAUAAGCCUUGUAAAUGACUCAGGUGUACUCUUGGGAGCCAUCGUAACAAGUCCUGCUAGUGCAAUGGGACUUCUGCCCUCUCUUCCAUGGAUGAGCUAGAAUUUGAACCCAAGUCUGUCCACUCCUGUUCUUGACACCGUAACCACUGUGCAACAUGACAAAAUUCUGUUUCUUUCAGACAGUGCUGGAGCACGUUGUAGGGCCCCAUGUCUAUUCAAGAAGAGCUUAUAGGCCUCUUGUAACCCCUCCCCCAUCCCCACCCUGUGGUGAACUGGGAAAACACCCUGGAAAACACCCAGCAGUCCUCUGUGGGGUUGAGUUGUUGCAAUACAUAUGUGUUACCUUUUCAUGGAGGAGCGCCUUAAAUAUAUUUCCAAGAGACACUUUGGUUUUGCAGAAUGCAAUUUGAAAAUGACUGGCAUAAGAAAAUAGGAGGAGCCUGCUGGAUCAGGCCCAUCUAGUCCAGCAUCCUGUUUUCACAAUUUGUCCAAUCCUCUUUUAAAGCCAUCCAAGUUGGUGGCCACCAUUGCCUCCUGUGGGAACAAGCUCCAUUGUUUAGCUAUGUGCGGCCUAAAGAAGGACUUCCUUUUGAUUUGUCCAGAAUCCUCCAUCAUUCAGCUUCAUUGGAUGUCCCCAAGUCUGAGAGCUAUGAGAGAGGUUGAGUGUUACGAGAAAGGGAGCAAACCUUUCCUCUACUCACUUUCUUCAUACCAAAAAGGGACUAGAUGAACCAAGCGUUUUUACUAGGAUGCGGGUGGCGCUGUGGUCUAAACCACUGAGCCUCUUGGGCUUGUCGAUCGGAAGGUCGGCAGUUCGAACCCCCACAACGGGGUGAGCUCCUGUUGCUCUGUCCCAGCUCCUGCUAACCUAGCAGUUCAAAAGCACGCCAGUGCAAGUAAAUAAAUAGGUACCACUGCGGCGGGAAGGUAAACGGCAUUUCCAUGUCCUCUUGUUUCCGCCACGGUGUUCCAUUGCGCCAGAAGCGGUUUAGUCCUGCUGGCCACAUGACCCGGAAAACUUUCUGCAGACAAAAGCUGACUCCCUCGGCCUGAAAGCAAGAUGAGCGCCACAACCCCAUAGUCACCUUUGACUGGACUUAACCGUCCAGGGGUCCUUUACCUUUACCUUUUUUGAUAUAUACUAGGGGUAAGUUUCCUACAACCAGUACGUCCAUGUUCUUGGUGAUUCCCAAACCCAUGAUGCCAAGAAGUCCCUUUAAACUAUUUUUGAGGUGCUGGAUGUUAUAGGAAAGGAGGAGUUGCAGAAAGAAGCCAGGUUUCCUGGGAUGCUUUUCUCAUCCUUUCUCUCCCCCUCUCUCAAUCUCUCUCUCCCUCUCCCCCAAAUCCCUUUGUUUCAUGCUUGUGUGCAUGACUAAACGGUAUAGCCCCGUUCGUUCCAAGCAGAAUCAGUUUGCAUAGUGGCCUUCGGAUGUGCACUUGAGGGGGGCGGCGGUAUUUGUCUCUGUAAUGAUGGGAUCUCUUAUCUUGCAGUUAAUGAGUCCAGCUAAACUGCAGCCUGAGUCUCUUAAUUAGAUUACAUGCUUUCCCCUACUGAAAAUUUCAUUGGAUUAAAACUCAUCAUAUAGUAAUAAAAAGACUGAAUGCCCCUGAAGGAUUUUCCUUUUUCUUUUUUUGGUGAUUAGAAGAGGGCAGGGGAAAGAGCAAUGAAAAUUGGGGGGAAGUAAUCUACCCCAGACUGAACUGUUUACUAAUUAAUUGGCAGUAUUAUCUAAAUGAUCUCCUCCUCACUUGUUGGUAACACAUAGAAGAAAAUAAAGCUAAAUGAAAAGUGUUGGGCCAUAGGCAAUGGCUUUCCUUUUCCAUGGACGCUUCCCAAAAUUCUAACUGGAGCUUUCCCCAUAAUUACUAUAAGAACAUAAGAAGAGCGCACAUGAAUGACAUAUUGUAAGCCUACCCAGUCCAGAAUCCUUUUCUCACAAUGGCCAACCAAAUGCCCCAAUGGGAAACCCACAACCUGAACUCUGAGCGCAGCAGUGCUCUCAUGUGAGCUUCCAGCUUCUAUAUAAUUCUGAGCAUCAUCUCACUCCCAAACUCCAGCCUUCCUGACUUGGGGGAAACGGAGGGUUUCUCCAUGAGAGAAAGAACAAGGAAGCCUGCAGUCUUCCAACUGUAGUUGGCCUCUCCAACGCCCUAGACAGCAAGCCCAUUGACCAAGGAUGAUGGGGAAAGUUUGUUGGGGUUUUUUUGGACAAGAGGUUCAGAGCAGCCUUCUGUAAUGUGUUAAUCUGCCAGAGUUGCGAUGACAACUCCCACCAGCUUCAGCCAGCAUGGCCUUGAGCUUGUAUGGGGUGUGAGGUGAGAAAAUGUAACAGAAUGAAGGUGCAUUGCUUUACUUUGGCCUGCUCUGUGCUCAUCAAGGGCUGUGUGUCUCUGCUUGGAGCGGUGGUGGUGAAUCAUCUGCAGGGAAGAAAUAAAUUAUCUUAAAGGGUCUAUAUCGCCAAGAUGCAUUUAUUACAACGGCAUGUAGCAGAGGCCAACCAUCUCGAUGCAAAGAUAGUUCCUGAUAUUGAUUUUUGUGUGUGUGUGUUUCUUGUAUUUACAAAAUGGUAAUUAAGUGGGUAUUAUUUAUUAAUUCUGCCAAAAAGCAACACUGAGCCCUGGCCAAGGACUUGCUCUCCUCCAUAAACUUGCAUCUUAUGAACAACUCUUCCCCAUCCCCACCUUUCCCCUAUUAACUCUCUGCUUCCCCAGUCAUCAUAAUGUUCACUGGUCGCUUCUUGAAUGUCUUUCUUUGAGAUCACUCAGCACCAGAGGCAACACACCUGAUGGAAGUUGUCAUCCAUCAACACCUGGAGGGCACCACAUUAUAUCUUGCUGCUUUAGCCAUCAUGGUCCAUGCUGCUGUAAUCAAAGGGUGGGCAGCCACCAGUCACAGCCAGCUUGGCCAGUGGGCAGCAAUGAUGGGAGUUUAGCAACCCCUGGAGGACACCAAGCUGGUUGCCCUGACUUUAGGUGGAAAAGGGUGCAAAGGGUCAUCUAGUCCAACCCCUUGCAAAGCAAGAGUAGGGCUAGCAUUGGGUACAACCUAUGGCAUUGUGGCUCUGCCAGGCAUGGCAGUGAAGAAGAAGAAGAAGAGUUUGGAUUUGAUAUCCCGCUUUAUCACUACCCAAAGGAGUCUCAAAGCGGCUAACAUUCUGCUUUCCCUUCCUCCCCCACAACAAACACUGUGAGGUGAGUGGGGGCUGAGAGACUUCAGAGAAGUGUGACUAGACCAAGGUCACCCAGCAGCUGCAUGUGCAGGAGCAGAGACCCGAACCCGGUUCACCAGAUGAUGAGUCUAUCACUCCUAAUCACUACACCACACUGAACAUUUCCUAGCGGGACUUCAGCCAUACAAAUCUUCUUCUUCUUCUUCUUCUUCUUCUUCUUCUUCUUCUUCUUCUUCUUCUUCUUCUUCUUCUUCUUCUUCUUCUGCCACAGCUUGCCAUAACCAUAUGCAUCAAUUCACCCUCAGAUCCUGUAAGGUCAAUUAAUAAUAAUAAUAAUAAUAAUAAUAAUAAAAAUAAAAAUAAAAAUAAUAAAUAGUAAAGAGAGUUUUCGUUUUGCAUGACAGAAGAAGAGGUAACAGGAUCCAGCUUCCUCAGAAUCUUGGCUUUUGCUUUUUACAAUGGGGAAGUUUCUAGCUCUUCUGGUUGCAAAAAGAGACUUGGAAAAACGUGGCGAGUAUUCAGGUGCUGGAGCAGGGAGAAGUAGCUGGAUGAGAUUUCCUGGGGGUGGGGUGACGGUGGGGCCUCAGUGCCCUCUGCAGCUCCCGCCCUCUUUCCAUGACAAGCAAAACUAGAAUAAAUUAUGCAAAGUAGCAAAGGUGGCAUAGUUAUGCAAAAUCUGGGGAUCGUGCUGAUUUGCAAGAUUUGCAUAAUAUAUGCAUGUUGCAGAAGCCAGCUUUCCCCGAAGGGAUAGGAUUUCUUUUUUUCAUUUCAUGCAGCGUACACACAGCCCCAUCUUCAACCCGCUAGGCUGCCCUUUCAGCAUGAAACUUGGCUCGCUAGCAUGAGCCAGUUGGACCGCACCUUCUGGGGCACCCUUCCUCUCUGUUCGCGGCCCCCUGUGUUUUUCACAGCUUGGCAGGUGGGCCUGUUUGCUCCCUCGGUUGUGCUGCUGAACCCGUGUCCUUCUGGUUCAGCCUUGCGUUCUUUCCUUGGCUUCCUCUCCCUUGCGGUGCCUCCGAAAGUUCACCUCUGGUCCGCUGACCUUUGAUGAGAUCAGUCAUCUUGAUUGCCUGCGGGCUGAAGCGACAGCUUGUGAAUAGAGCUCUCUUUGAAUGGCUGGAGACACCAGUUCUCUCCCCCCCCCUCCAUUCUCUCUCUUGGGGCUGCGGCCCCCACCUUCGUGGAGCCAAGUGUGAAUCUCCAAAAGCCUCCUCUCCCUCUUUGGUCCCUGCCUGUCAGAGUCAUUGUGCAAAGGUUUGAUUGACAUCACUGCGGCUCCCUGAAUGUGUCUUCAGUAUAGACAGGCUGUGAAUGCCACUACCUGCCUGGCUCUCCGAGAGAGCAGAUGUCCCAGAGUGAUGGGCUUUGCUUCAAAGGGGAGCAAUUACUCAUUUUGGAUAGCUGUAGCAAAGGGAAUCUCCCUCUCCUCUGUGUGAAAAAUGCAUCAGCCAGCAUCAAGCCUUCCUUUCCUCCCUGGCCCAGAUGGAGGAGGCAGUAGCUGGGUCUUCCACAGAGCAGCAGGGCUGGUGGGGACAUGGCUUGUGAAGAGCCCUGAGGGCCUGAUAGAAAGAUAUGGAGGGCCACAUUUGGACACUGGAUCAGAAUUUCCUCGCCACUCACUUAUGGGUUUCUUGGCACUCGAAACUGGACACUCAAAGCGGUUUUGAAGCAUCUUUCAGAGAGUCUUGUGGUUUCAGAUUGUGCAGUUGCAUUGAGUUUCAGCUCUUCCAUGCUCUCCUCUGCUUCUGUUUCUUCAUAAUGUGUGAAGCUGCUUUUUAAGCAGCAACAUUUCCUUUGUUGGGGGGGGGUGACAGCUGACAAUGACAGAGGAGGCUGCCCCCCCUCCUUGACAGCCUCAGGGCACCUCUUUGCUCUAUCAUGUCUGUCACACCUAGCAACCCCCCCACCCCAAACAUGAAGGCUAGUCGUCUUUACAUGGAGACAGUUUCACACACACGCCAGAUGGUGCCUGAGCAUAAAUUAGAACCUGACUGAUUUGCAAAAAGGCUUGGCGUAAUGUCUGUGAUUCCAUCCCCUCCCCCUUAGGCCUUCUGCACCUCCCCACAAAAGAGAAUUAACGUUUGUUGUUGACGUGGGGGAGGGGAGUGACCCCCGCAUGGAAAUGGCAAAUUUCUUGCAGUGCUUCUUGUGUCUGGGAAGCCCUUUAGGGGGCGCCCUUGGUACGAAGGUGAUACCCCGCUCUUUUCUCUCUUUUUUGGAGCCCUGCCGCCUGCCCGUCUCUUCCAAACACUCAUAUUAUUUGUGCCUGUUCUACCGCAGCUUGCAAUUUUACAAGUGCCACACAGUGUUCGUUCCACAUUUGUGAGGAUUUGGUCUCCUAGUGUUGCAGGACUUGCUCUUGAGAGCUCCCUUCCUCUUGAACGGAAACUUAGAGUGCAGCUGGUGGUGCAUUUCUGUUACGCAGCCCCCUGAAACCUGCUUAUGGUUUGUGCAGCCAUGUUCCACAGGCACAAAACAUUUUGCUAGCGGAACAAGGAUUCUCCUACGUGACUUUAGCUUAGAGCUGUGUUGGAUAUGGCCCCGCUGUGGUUCCCAGCUCUCUAGAGCAGGUUUUUGAGGGGCAAAAGGAAUGCAGGGAGGAAGAGAGAUAAAUGAAAAUUCCCACCCCCGUUCUGAAGUAGCAUCCCACGAGCAGCACUCUGCUCACAGGACACUCCCAAUGGAAGCUGAGUUAGGGUGCGGGCUGAAGUUGGGAGCCUCCCCAUAUACAACCCUCUAGACCUCUCCAUCUGCCACUCACAACUGUCUUAGGCUACACCCCUUGGCAGCCCUGACCCACCCCCUCAAGGGCUUUUGGUGACAUCUGUGUAUUUAAAGGUGAACCUACCUAACUUUUUUCUUUGGGGGACACGGGUGGCGCUGUGGGUUAGACCACAGAGCCUAGGGCUUGCCAAUCAGAAGGUUGGCGGUUCGAAUCCCUGUGACGGGGUGAGCUCCCGUUGCUCGGUCCCAGCUCCUGCCAACCUAGCAGUUCGAAAGCAUGUCAAAGUGUAAGUAGAUAAAUAGGUACCACUCCGGCGGGAAUGCUGUGCUCUGCCCUGGUUCGCCAGAAGUGGCUUAGUCAUGCUGGCCACAUGACCUGGAAGCUGUACGCCGGCUCCCUCAGCCAGUAAAGCAAGAUGAGCACCACAACCCCAGAGCCGGCCACGACUGGACCUAAUGGUCAGGGGUCUCUUUACCUUUACCUUUACCUUUACCUAACUCCCACUUCUCCAAACAAUAUGCAAACUGAAACAUAGCCAUACGACUUUUGGAGUGAUGUUCUCUUGCCAAGUAAUGUGCACAAAAACACACCUGAAUUCUAAGGUAAAAUACACAAACAUGCAUAUAUUAGUGAAAAUAAUAUUCAGAAAUGAAUUACAUUUGGAGGAAGUUGUGUUGCCAAAAUAUGUAUUUUAGGAGAACUUCUCACUAAAAUGCGGAUGGAUUUUCAUGCAGAUUAUAUAUAUGCGCAAACUGAUAUGAACAUGCAGAGAACCAAAUGUAAGAUUAGAGAAACUGAAAUUGACAGAUUCCUCCAUUCCUCCAUCUGUCCCUGAGCGAAGAAGAGGCUUAGGGACCUCCUGUCCCCAACCUCAUCCCUCAGCCUCUGAUGACCUUUCUUUCCUUCUUGUCUUCUUGGCAACUUAAUCAGAUAUGUUGAAUCUGUGGCAACAGGGAGAGCUUAUGGCCAGUCCACCAAAAUCACCCCACCAGCCAAACCUCUUGCUAACGUUUCCAAGGAAACAUGGACUCUUGGCACAUGGGAGGGGGGUAGAAUAAGCAUCUGUUCAUCGGUCAUUUUGGUUCUGGGCAUUUGCAGAGCAGGAGAGAAUGGACCAGCAGGCAGAAAGGUCCAAAUUUUGGCCCCAGUGACAAGGAAGCAUUUGUGGGGAUAAAUUGCCUCUUUUCAUCCUACAGUGUGUAGCCAGGAAAUAGCUGCAAAGGGGCAUGUGCAGAAAUAAAGCCCUGCAGUGCCAGAUCAGUGGGAGAACAUCUGCUUGGAAUGCAGAUGGUGCCAGGUUCAAUUCUUAGCAUCUCCAGGUAGGGCUGGGGAAGAGUUAUUUGCCCGAAACCCUGGGGAACUGCUGCCAGUCAGUGUAGACCAUACUGAGCCAGAUGUUCUGAGGGCUGGACUCGGUAUAAGGCAGCAUCCCCUGUGGGAUAGCUCAGUUUGUAGAGCAUGAGACCCUUAAUUUCAGGGCCAAGGGUUCGAGACCCACAUUGAGCAAAAAGGCUCCCGCAUUGCAGGGGGUUGGGCUGGAUGACCCAUGAGGUCCCUUCCAACUCUACAAUUUUGUGAUUCUAUGAUUCUAAGUAUGCUCAUUUUAAUCCAGUAGCAAUUACGCUGUGACGUGAGUAGAUUGAGCAAAUUUAAAUGUGCAGCUUUCCUUGAGCUGCCACACUGAGGUCUGAGCAAGCUCAGCACCAUUUAAUUCUAGCUUCAGAAGCUGCCUGCUCCUUGCAAUCAGAAUAUAGGGAACGACACGGUGUGGAUAAAGGGGCUCGGAGACCUGUGGGAGAUCAAGUAUUGGAAGGUCACUUGUGAUUUCUUGCAAAGCGGUUGAUCACAGUCGUUCGAACCUCUUUGUUCUGAGCCCGAUUUUUUCAAAGUCAGCAUGUCAGAGCUUGCAAAAAAGCAGAGCAGUUGUUGACUGGCUCACUCUUCCCAUGGCUGAAAGCGGACAGUCAUUGGAAAAUGUGUUUUUAAACAUGCAAUGGCUGGCAAGGAGGGCAUAGUCUUGUUCAGGCUUUCAUCAAUAGUCAAGUGUGGCGCUGAUUUUUGUGAAGCUUGGUUUAAUUAUUCCUCCCCCUGGGAUGGAAGCAGUUGCAAAGCAGUCAGUUCCCUUCAGCCAGCUCAGGUAAUGGAGUGUUUGAGAGCAAGAGUGAUGAGCUGAAAGCCUCCACUUCCAACCCCAGGACAGCCAUGAACCUGCCUCAGUGGCUCCCCUGAUCACUGGACUCUCUCCACUGCUGUCUCUAGACUUCAAUGCAAUGGUUCCCAAUUAGCUACGUACUUCGGACCUCCUCUUUUUCAAAAGCCAAGCCAAGGACCCCUCUGCUUUUGAAAGUUUUGAUAUCUCUGUCCUGGGUGGGUUUCAAGGACCCCAAUGGGGAACCCCUGUACAGCAAAGGGAGAGAAUCUGUGGGCCUCCAGAUGUUGCUGUUCUCCAUCUCCCAUUGUCUCAAGCCAUUGGCCAUGCUGGCUGAUGUGAGCUAGAAUCCAAUACGGAAGAAUGAUGUGAGCUGGAAGCAAUAUAUUGGUGAGCCUAAUGUUCUCACCCUUGCUGUAAAGGUUGUUGAGACAAUGUACGUGAGGUGUUUUGCACACUUAGGAACACAAAGGAAAGCCAUGCGUGCCACUUUGAGCACCUUGGAGGAAAAGUGGGAUACAAAUGUCAUACUGUGAUCAUGAUUUUUAAAUUGGGGGUGUGGGGGUGUGGGCCUACCUGCAUCAAUGCACAUGUGAUGCAACAUCUGAGCUUGCUUUUCUUGACCUUUCGGGCUUCUCUUCAUUCAAAUCCAGGAUUGCAGUGCAGCAUUACAAAUCCUCCAACGGGGGCUGUGCGAUGACAGCCUUGCAUUUCUAUGCAUAUAGGAAGAGAUGCCUGAUGCAGAUGUCAUGGUGUCUCUCUGUGCAUAUGUAUGCUGCAUGUGCACUCCGCUGCACUGUCGGCACAUCCACCAGGUGCAAAACACAAUCGUAUGAAUGGGCAUUUACCUACUUUUCCUCUGGGAAUCUGCCCUUUCCCCUUGAGAUUUUAAAUGCUUGUGGCUCUAGUCUCUUUAAUGCAAGGCAGAGCUGAGCUGUGUGAUUAUCAGAGCUGGAUAAUGCCGCCACCAGUAUCACCUCCUCAUUUCCCCCUCCCCCAGCCUUUAACAUAAUCCAUAUGGUACUUCCCGACUGGGUUGCGGGUUUCCAUCCCAGGCAACAAUCCUCUACUGCCAGAGCCAAAAGAGGGAGGAGCUGUAGUGAAAUUCCCACUAAGCAGCCUUAGCCUUUCAUUACAUCCUCUUCAGACACAUCAGGAUUAACCUAGAUAUGGCUGGCCAAAGGAUGGAGGGAGGGAGAAAGGGCUGGGGGAUUUCUAGGUUCGUUGCUGGAAAGCGCUAAUCCCGAUGGCCUUGCUGGGUUUCCCCACAGCACGCUGACGAUCUACAGCAUCGGCCAGGCGGACGAGGCCAUCUACCAGUGCAUUGCGGAGAACAGUGCUGGCUCCACCCAAGCCAGCGCCAGGCUGACGGUGCUGUGGGCCGACGGGCUGCCUGGCCCGCCCCAGAAGGUGAGAGCCACGACCGUCUCGGCCACCACCAUCCAAGUGCUGUGGAGUGAGCCUCUGCAGAACACCAAGGAGAUCAUCGGCUACGUCCUACACAUCAGGAGAGCAGCAGGUGAGGCGGCAACAGUCCAUUGGGCAUUGAUAUGAGCGCUGUGCUGAAAAAUUAUUCCGCAAUGUCCUGUCAUGGCAGGGGUGGCGGUGAGAGGGUGGGGAGCUGUAUAGUGCCCAACCUUGGUGGGUUGCUCAGUGGGAGUGGGAAGGGGAAGGACGCUGGUGAUCACCUCCAAUGAGGAAUUAUAGGCAGGAGUGGUGGCGAUGAGCUCAGAAAUGGCCGCAAGGCUUGUUCUUUCAGUCUUUAGGGUAAAGGUGGUCUCUGUGGCACUGGGCACCUGUGUAGUUUGGGAGCCUAUGAGGGCUAUCCUGACUGGUGGAAAGUGUGAGGCUCAGCCUCCAGAGUUACUGCUCUCUUGUACACUCCACCUUCCCCCCAGCUGUCGGGAUCUCCAGGAUGGAACAAUAGGCAAAGAGAUGCUCUUUGGAAUUGCUCCUCCUUGGAAGCUGCCUUCAAAAAUUGUCAAAUGUCAGUGAAAUUCUCACAGGGCAGGAUGCAGGGCUGUGGUUUUGUUUUGUUUAGUAUUUGCAUGUCUCUUUUCCAACAACAAUAUUGAGCUCAAUGCAGCUCACAGUUAUAGCAAUAGUGUUAAAAAUGUGAUGUAAUUGUUAGAGUGUAGGACUGUGACCUGGGAGAGCAGGGUUCAAAUCUCCUCUUGUCCAUUAAGCUCACUGCGUGACAUGGGCCAGUCACUGUCUCUCAGCCUAACCUACCUCACAGGGUUGUUGUGGGGAUUGGAUGAGGAGGGGGAGAACCAUGCAUGCCACCGCAAGCUCCUUGGAGAAAAAUGCAAUAAUUAUAAUAAACAAAUAAUCAAUAUAAUCAUACUGGGUUGUAGCCAGUGCCAGUGCUCCUCAGAGUAGACCCAUUCAAUCCCCACAGCAACACUAUGAAAUAGGUUAGGCCUGGGAGUUGGGUGACUGAUUUAAGGUCACUGAUUUACAUUUCGGGGGCAUGUGUGCAUUGUUUUAUUUAUUAUAUUUAUAUCCUGCUUUUCCCCCAAAGAGAUGGCAUGAAUGGUUCUCCUCCUCCUCCCCAUCCUCCUCCUCCUCCUCCUCACAAUAACCCUGUGAAGUAGGGUGGGUUUGCAAGUGAGUGAUUGACCCAGGGUCACCCAGUGAGCUUCAUGGCUGAGUGAGGAUUCGAACCCCGAUCUCCCAGGUCCUACUCUGACCCUCUAACCACUAAACACUGGCUCUCCUGUGCCUAUCUUAUUUUUAUCACGCUGGCAUCAUGUGUAAGCUGACAUUGCUAAGGGUGGGAAGUGGGGCGAGAGAGAUAGAGAAAGGAAAUAAAGUAAAUACAUAAAUACCCAUGAUUGUAGUGUAGACAUGCCCUGACAUCUAGUGGCGAGGUCCAGCACCCCACAGCCACACCACACAGUGACUCCCUCCAAGCAGAAGACAACAGUCAAGCAUUCUGGGAGCUCAGAUGGAGACUUGCCCUCCACGACUAGCUUCCCAGAUCUUGAGUUUCACCAGGUGACCUUCCUGGAUCGCUUGUCUCCUGGGAAGAGACUAGGUCUGUGGCUUGGAACUGCCAGAAUGCCUUGUUUGGUGACGUAGGAAGCAAGGGAGCAGUGCCAAGCUCCUGACAGUGAACAGAGUGGCAUCAGGCACACCUCUGCCAUCGUGCCACAUCCUGGGGCUGGCAAUCUACAACUGGAACAUGGCCUCACUCUCUGUAUCUAGAUUUUUGAGAGCUGCAAACAGUGCCAGAUGGAGAGGAGGGUGCUCUUAUGCUCAGGAUCUGGAUGGCUGGACGGCAGGAGGAAAUCCAGAUGGAUUUCAGAGAUGUCAAAAAGGCAGUCUGCCCUGAAGGAAAGUCGCUGGGAAUCACAAGUCUUGCUUUCCCAGUAUCUGAAAUAGAAAUCAUGCUUGCUUUGAUCAGUGGAUAGAAUAAGAGUCUUGCAACCUAGGAACAGAUUGCUUUUAGAAGCUGACCGUGCUUUAUUGACAGCUGCACGAAUUAUUAUAGCUAGGUAGGAAGUGGAAGGGGCAAGCAGAAUAUAAAAUGGAAGAACGGUAUAAAGAGUUGUGGGAUACAGUUAUUAAUGAUAAAUUAACAUGUGCCAUUAAGGUAAGAUGGGGAAUAUGCAGGAGAAAUGAUUUUGAGGAGAUAUGGAGGGUGUUUGUAGAAUAUGUACUGUUAAAACAGAAAGGGGUCAAACCAUCUCAAGAGGUGUUGAAAUUUUGGGAGGUUGGAUAGUUGCAAUGGAACAGUCUCGGUGGUGGGGUGCACAUUUUUAUUCUUAUUUAUUUAUGAUUAUUACUUUGUCAAAAUAAAAUAAAUAAAUUAAAAGAAGAAAUAGAAGCUGAUUGUGCAUGGAUAAAUAUCAUGAUAUUUGGAAUGCAUUUAUAAAAAUUAUAGAGGCAUGUUAAUGAUUGUAUACGCUUUGUAAUAAUAACAUUACUUAUAUAUCGUAUUGUAUUCCAGUUCCAAGCACAUUUUCAUUUUCAUUUCUUUCACUUUAUUUGUCCACUGAAAUUCUUCAAUAAAAUAUAAGUAUAUACAAAAAUCUUGCUUCCUGGCUUCCCAGAGGCAUCUGGUUGGUUACUGUGGGAACAGGAUGCUGAUCUAGAUCCUGCUUGGCCUGAUCCUGCAGGCUCCGCUUAUGUUCUUACGCCUUCCCCUUGCAUUUCAGACCCUGUGGAGAUGGAGUACCAGGAAGCCGUCAGCAAAAAUACAUUCCAGCAGCUUGUGACUGACUUGGAGCCCUCCAUGAGCUACAGCUUCUACAUAAAGGCUUAUACCUCUCGGGGGGCAAGCAAGGCCUCUGACGUGGUGGUGGUGAGCACGCUAGGAGAAGGUAAGGAUGAAUAAAAGGGCCGAAGAGAAAUGGAAUUUCAAGCUCAACAUCCUGCUAGGCUGUAGAAGGGAACUCAGAUCAGUGGCAGAGGACCCAGUUUGCAUUUGGAAGGUCCCAGGUCCAAUCCGAGACACCUCUCGAUAAAAGCCUCUUAUGAGCAAGACCAGGAAAUCCCCUUGCCUGAGCUCUCAGGGAUCUCAGAGAGCCAGUGUUGUGUAGUAGUAAAGAGUGGUGGUCUCAUAAUCUGGUGAAUCGGGUUCGCUUCUCUGCUCCUCCACAUGCAGCUGCUGGGUGACCUUGGGCCAGUCACACUUCUCUGAAGUCUCUCAGCCCCACUCACCUCACAGAGUGUUUGUUGUGGGGAAGGAAAGGAAAGGAGAUUGUUAGCCGCUUUGAGAAUCCUUAGGUAGUGAUAAAGCAGGAUAUCAAAUCCAAACUCUUCUUCUUCUUCUCCUGCAAGUCAGAGCAGACAGCAUUUAGCAAGAUGAGUCAAUGGUCUGAUUGGGUAUAAAGCAUUUUCAUGUGUGACUAGCUCGUCCCAUGGUUCAAUUUAUUUCCAUUGCCUAUCAAUCUCACACCCCAAAUUCAUGUCAAUUUCUGAUGUGUUUAUUAUUCAUAUCCCUUUUCUAAAGUAAUCUGCUAAUUUUUGUUUUAUGUGGCCCAAGUUUUUUUUAUUAAUAUCAACAUGCAAUCUAUUAUAUUUUAGAGAGCCAAUGCAAUGUCGUGGUUAGUAUGUUGGACAAGGACCUGGGAAUCCAAGACGCCUAUCCCCACUUUGUGUGUCUGAGUCCAGCCUACUUCACAGGGUUGUUGUGGGGAUUAAAUGAGGAGGGGGAGAACCAUGUAUGUCACCUUGGAGAACAAGAAAAAGGCGUCAGUGCAGUAAAUCAUAAAUAACUAGAUAAUCACAGUACAUUUCUCGCCUGCCCAUCAAACUCCUCACGGCUCCUGCUCCCAGUAUCUGCACAGCUGGUAAGUUGCUCCUGUGAAGCGCAGCUGUAUGUGCAGUCUUUACGGAUGUUGCACUGAACACACAGGAGGUUCAGUGGCAUAGCCAGAGCCUGCAGGUGCAAUCUGGUACCCGCUGUGUGCUACCUAGGACCUUCGUGAAAAGUGCUGCACUCAUCUGCUAGACACGUGGAAGGGUGAGGUGCUCUCCAGGGUGCUGAAACUCCCCACCCACUUGACUAGGAACAUAGGAAACUGCCUUACACUGAAUCAGAACACUGGUCCACCUAGUUUGGUAUUGUCUGCUCUGACUGGCAGCAUCUCUCCAGGGUUUCAGGCCAGGGACAGUCCCAGCCCCAGCUGAACUUGGGGACCUUUCUGCAUGCAAAGCAGACACUGUGCUGCUGAACUACAGCCCUUCUCUUAUUUGGAACAUCAUAAAUUAUUGUCUCCUUUACUACCACCAGCACAAGUUUCUUCCUAUGCAACCUUAACAGCUAGAAAUUUGUUUACUGGUUGUUGUCUGCUUUUAAAUGACAGCAGAGGAUCACAGAUUGGUGACUGCUGUAUCUGAUGCCAGGUUCUGAGGCUGCAUGGAAUUACAAAGCAUGCAGAUUCACUAGUGAACUCAGAGGGCAGGAGUCAGCAACCCAUGUGGCAGCAAGGAGCAGAGCAGAGUGCCCCAAAUAGCUCAAGCAAGUGAACCAAGUUGCAUGAGCCAUCACAAGGAAAGACAUACAUGCAACCAAAAUGGUGAGGAUUUCUGCAGGAAGUCUGCCUGGGUCCUUCCAUCAUAGGUCACGGAUGUCAGUAGGAUGCAAAAUAGCUGCCACAUUGUUAAGCCACUGUAGCAGCAGCUUGUGACAUUUUUGUUAUUUCCUUUUUCAAUUAUUUUGGCAUUUCAGUCAUGCCACACAGCCCCCAAAGGAGCCCUCGGCUUACAAUAUAUGAUCCAAACAUACACAAACACAACAAUAAACCUGCCGUACAACAAGACCUCGUAAAACCAAAGUGCUAAAAAUUCCUAUAAUGGCAUAAAAGCCAACAGAGCUUGACCUUCUUUGUAAUGCAAGGGUUGCACAGAAGCCCUGCCAGCUGUGGAUGACUUGAGCAAAGAGCCCACAAAGCCCCUUGAGAUGGUUGGCACCCAGCAACGGCCACGUCUUUCCAGAUCCCUUCGCUCAGCAUUCUAGGAUAGAACCACCCAUUAACCUGGCCUCCUCCUUUUUCAAGCGGAGAGAUUGACAAGGCUUAAAACCUUUAAAAACCUUGACCUAAAACCUUGCAGUUCAAGGCAGUAGCUUUCUGCCUCAUAAAGUUCAUGUUUUUCUGGAGCUUUGAGAAGUCAGGGCACUACGUUUCCUGUGAGUUAAGGGCUGCAGGUCUUGUCACACGCUAAUAAAUUACGCAUACCUCUUCGAUGCUCGACACCAUCCCACCACACAAAGCUCUAAAGUGUGUGUGGGUGUGUUUUGAAAAACAACAACUUUGCUUCCAUCUUAAGCUCCAUCUCCCGUCAUGGAUGAGCAGGUGCUGUUAAUCAUUAGCUCAGCCCCUCUGUCCCAGUUUGAUUUACAAGUCAGUCUCUUUGCUGGAUCUGCCCCUGUGUUUAGAAAACCCAUUUGAGCUCCAUAGUGUCUCCAAAACACCGUUUUGAUGGCUGCUCCCCACAUUUGAAGGGAUGCGGGUGGCGCUGUGGGUUAAACCACAGAGCCUAGGACUUGCCGAUCAGAAGGUCGGGGGUUCGAAUCCCCACGACGGGGUGAGCUCCCGUUGCUCGGUCCCUGCUUCUGCCAACCUAGCAGUUUGAAAGCACACCAGUGCAAGUAUAUAAAUAGGUACCGCUCCGACGGGAAGGUAAACGGCGUUUCUGUGCACUGCUCUGGUUCGCCAGAAGCGGCUUAGUCAUGCUGGCCACAUGACCCGGAAGCUGUACACUGGCUCCCUCGGCCAAUAAAGCGAGAUGAGUGCCGCAACCCCAGAGUCAGCCACGACUGGACCUAAUGGUCAGGGGUCCCUUUACCUUUACCUUUACCCCACAUUUAAGGGUCACUGGUUCAGAAUAAACCAUGGCUGACUACGGUAAGAAACAUCACAAGGCCAGUGGUUGAUUUAUGUAGCCUUCUUCAAACUGGUACCCUAAAGAUUUUUGAACUACAACUCCCAUCAGCCUCAGCCUUCAUCUUUUUUAAAACCAAAGCACGAGGGGCUUUGAGAAUGACUCGUCUGGCUUAUAAGGAAUCCAAGGGAAGGGAACCAAAGGGGUAAAAAAAGGAAUCAAAGGGCAAAACGAACCUUAUCUCUUUCUGUGGCUUUGUUCCAGUGCCGGCCAUGCCGUCUCUCUUCAUCAAAGUCCUCAACAGCACCACCAUCCAGGCCACGUGGGAGCCCUCCAUCAAACUGGGCCAGCAUGAAGGGUUCAAGCUCUACUACCGCAAAGUCCACCUUCCCCACUUUACCGGGCCCAUGUUUUUGGCCAGCAACGUCACAUCCUGCAACAUUACUCAGCUUGGUGAGCGUCAUUUCCAUUAUUACAAUUAUUCGUUAAAUUUAUGUACUGCCCUUCGUCAAAAGGCUACAAGGUGGUUUGUGACACAGAACGAAAACGUCAAUACGUAGCACAGUAGCUGUGCAAAGCAGGCGUCAAAACAGUUAGAUAAAUACGUAAUCAAGCAACUAGUCCCUAGCGCUGCUGAGAAAAUGUUAGAACCCUGCGCCUCAGGGUUCCUUGGGGAAGGAGGGAAGGAUAGAAUAUACAUUUAAUUAAUAGAAUAAACGAAGGCCCACUGGAGUUGCCAAACCCACCUCUUCCUAAUCUACUCCUGUCAGUAUUGCAUUCUCCAGUUCACUGUUCCUCACCACCAUUCAGGGCUGCCAACAUCUGACUUGCCUUCCUUAGACAGGACUCUUUCUUUUUGCACUGUCAAUAAUAAAAUUUUAUUAAGAUUUUUCAUAGUACAAUAAAAAAACUAAUCUAAACAAAAAAUAAUAAACCAAAGAAGGAAAGAAAGAGAAGGGAAAGGAUAAAAGAAUGCAGAGUCCUGUCUCACAGAUGUAUCUUAAGUUUUGUCCCAUACGGAAAAGGUUGUACCCUCCCAGCUCUCACCUGGGAGCAUCUUAGAUGCUCCCAGGUGGCCCUCCCAGCCUCCCUAUCUAGCCUUUGGGACUCUCCCCAGACCACAUCCCGCUCUCCAUUCUGCACCAGCCCUGCUUCACAUCCUCCUUGAGCAUUUUUGAGCUCCUGCUUCACUGGACGGAAGCUUGAGGCGGCGCUUACGAGCGUUUGUAGAAACCAGCCUCCUGUACGAAAGGUAACAUUUACAUCUGGUACCCUGUCCACUUUUGCCUCUGGACCAGCCUAUUGCUGGCAUGUGGCCCGUGGACUGCUGCCCAACUGGGAAGGUGGCCCUCUGGCUGUAAAAAGGCUCCCCCAACCUGCUUUAAAUGCGAUAAUAAUAUAAUAAUAAUUUAUUACUUAUACCCUGCCCAUCUGGCUGGGUUUCCCCAGCCACUCUGGGUGGCGUCCAACAAGAGAUUAAAAAUACAUUAAAACACCAGUCAUUAAAAACUUCCCUAAACAGGGCUGCUUUUGGAUGUCUUCUAAACAUCAGAUAGUUGUUUAUUUCCUUGAUAUCUGAUGGGAGGGUGUUCCACAGGGUAGGCGCCACAACUGAGAAGGCCCUCUGCCUGGUUCCCUGUAACUUCACUUCUUGCAGUGAGGGAACCACCAGAAGGCCCUCGGAGCUGGACCUCAGUGUCCGGGCUGAACGAUGGGGGUGGAGAUGCUCCUUCAGGUAUACUGGGCCGAGGCAGUUUAGGGCUUUAAAGGUCAGCACCAACACUCUGAAUUGUGCUCGGAAAUGUACUGGGAGCCAAUGUCUUGGCGGCCGCUCCCAGUCACCAGUCUAGCUGGUGCACAGCAAGUGAGCACAGCAGGUCUAACCACAUUUAGGCACAGGUCGACAUCUCUUCUUUCCUUUUCCUCCAGACCCAUCAGUAGUCUACGAAGUCAAGCUUCUCGCCUACAACCAGCAUGGUGAUGGGAAUGCCACUGUUCGCUUUGUGUCCCUUCGAGAGACUGUCGAAAGAACAGGUGAGUGGGCAGGCGGCCCUGAGCAGCCUUGAGGGAGAUGGUCUUUGAAGACGGUUGGGGAGGCUCUGGCUGAGGGGUGUUGGUGAGAAAAGAAAGUUGUUUUACAGAGAGGGAGAUCAGUAUCUUGAAAGUUUCCCCACGUUGCUGCUCUGAUGCAAGUUAUCAAGCUUGAAGUUUGCAAGCCACUUUGAGUUACUUUUGAAGAAGAAGAAAAUGCUAAUAGGUUUAAUUAGUGAUAAUAAAAUAAAUAAAUAAUAGAUGUUUCAAUGUUUUACCCAAGCAGGAGCAUCCAAAUUCCCCUCUAAAUCUUGCUUUUGGUAAAACUCUGUGGCUCUGUUCAAGCGUUGCUUUUGUUUUGGGACACAUCUUCUAAAAGUGGUUUAUGUUUGAGAACCAUCUUACUUAUCCUUCUAGGGACAACAUCCCCCUUGUGAUCAGGUUCCUUUUUUCUUUUCACAAUAAAUGUUAAUCUCAGCUGGAAAUUGCAGCAGAUCCUUGACAAAGCUUUCUUUCUUUCUUUCUUUCUUUCUUUCUUUCUUUCUUUCUUUCUUUCUGGUCUGGAAUUGGUUUAGCGACACCAUUAGUCAUGCCGUUACAACAAAGUGGGAGGGGGACGUUGCUGGAGUUGAAAGUGAGAGCCGGUUUCCCUUUCAUCUAUACCUUACUGACAGCGGCAGGAAAGAGAAUGUGGAGUUUGCAAAUCACUAGGUGGAGGAGAAGGCUCUAUAACAGCAGGCUAUCCUUCCUUCCUCCUCUCUCCUACCCCGUGGAGUGAUACCUUUUCACCAGAGUGCUGCAGCUAUUGCCAACCUGGUGCCCUCCAGAUGUUGUGGACUACAGCUCCCAUCAGCCGACCCAUUGGUUGCCAGGGAGCUUGGCUGGAGCGUUCUCCUCUGAGCCACUUUCUGUUGUGAAAAAACAAAGGGCCCAAAUGGCUGAGGCCUAGCCUUUUGCUGUGCUUCACCUCCUGCCCACUGAUAGGAGCCUGACUUUUCCUGGCCAUGUUUAAACUUCUCCUGGGCAGUUAAUCCCCUCCCUACUCACCAGUUUUGCUCCUCUCUGUGUCCCUGACUGUUCCUUUCCCCUUCCCACACCUUGCAUGUUUCUUGCCAAGCCUGCUACUUGCUCCCCACCCCCCUCCGCCCCUGUGUGAACUGCCUUAACUCAUUUCUCCAUCCUAUGUUUUUGUCCUGCUCCUGGGUUCAAAGCCUUUCCCUGACCAGCUCACUGCAAGAGGCCCAAACCACCGGAAUUCCAGAUCCCACCGCCCUCUUGCUCAGAGGUCCUCACUCUGCAGGAUGGCUGUUGCAAAAGAUGAGGUCCAGCAUUUGGCAGCUUGCAUAGAAUGAAGGGGGCCAUAGCUCACUGGUAGAGCACCUGUAUUGCAUGCAGAAGGUCCCUGGUUCCAUCCUCAAGGUAGGGCUGGGAAAGACUCCAGCCUGAAUCUCUGGAGAGCUCUUGCUGGUCAAUGUGGACACUACUGAGCUUGAUGGAUCUCUGGCUGGACUCAGUAUAAUGCAGCUUCCUAUUUAAUUCAGGGUUGUUGUUUUUUAAUAGAACUGUAAGGAUUAGCAUCUUAAUUUAUUUUUAGGGGGAAGGGCUUUAACUCAGUGGUAGAGCAUCUCCUUUGCGUGCAGGAGGUCCCUGAUUCAAUUUUCAAUGACUGGGAGAGACUCUUUCUCUCUCUCUCUGAAACCCAGAGGGCCACCACCAGCCAGCCUAGACAGUCCUGUACUGACAACUUUCCAUGCCUAAUGGAGCCCUGCCUCCCACUUACACCUUUCCUUUUCAUCCCAGGGCUGAACCCACCGUGCAACUGCAUGAAGGAUGGGCAAACCAAUAAGACGUCGGCCACUGGGAUAAUCAUUGGGAUCCACAUUGGAGUCACCUGCAUCAUCUUCUGUGUCCUCUUCCUCAUGUUUGGGUACCGAGGAAGGUAUGGCUCUCUCUCCACUCAUUGUGUUUGGGGUGGGUGGACUGCUUUCAUAUUCCAGAGCAGCAGGACAAGCAUUCUUUAGGCCAACCUCCUCCAGUCUAGAGAUUGUUGGACUACAACUCCCAUCAGCCCUAGCCAGCAUGUCUGGUGGUCAGGGAUGAUGGGAGUUGUGGUCCAAAACAUCUGCAGGGCACUUGAUGGGAGAUGGAUGCCUUAGGCAUUGAAUCUACUGCCUUGGGGGUCUCACAACUUUUCUUAUGAAACUCCCAGGUCCCCACACAUUAUAAACCACCUGGAGAGGUUUGCAUGUUUGGGUUGCCCCACUAAGCUUUGCAAUGAGAGGGAGUUUGGAAGGAAAACUCAGAACCUGGGGUCGGGGUGGAGGCAGAGAGAUAAAACAUAGGUCUGCAACACCCAUCAUCACUUCUUUGUUAUUACUUAUAUUUUAUUAAAAGAAUUUCGGUUAUAGAAAAGAAAAAAGAGGGAGAAGAAAAGUGCAAAAAAUACAGUAAGAAAUAUAUAAUAUGAUACAGUAACUACAAUGUGUUACAUUUCCAUACAUUAUUAUAUAGAGUAAUAUUAUUGUUCUAAUACAUAAAUGGUUCUUAAUAACCUCCUAUAUUCUGUAUAGACACCUUCCAAAUGUCAAUAUAUUUAUCCAAACAAAGUCUACAUCUAUAAGCAUCCCGUCCAUAUGAUGUCCAUAGCACUCUGCUAGAACCAUGUUGUGUGUAGGGAGAGGACGAAACUCAGAUUUGGAAGGUCUGUAGCUCAGGGCUAGAGGACAUCUCUUACACGCUUAUGGUCUUCCUGGGCUUUCCAGGCAGGGCUGAGAAAUUCUUUUGCCUGAAACCCCGAAGACUCUACCUGGAAGCACAAUGAAUUGAUCCUGGGAGUUGUUGCAUGUGAAACAGAUGCUCUCCCCUUCUCGUGGACGUCUAGUGUGGUGACUUCCUGUUCAUAUGAUGGUACAUUGCUAGAGAGGGUUUUAUUGUUCUUCUUCUUUCGCUUAUUUCCACAGGCUGCUGGUGUGCAAAGAUGUCCAGGAGCAGCUGUCAACCCCACAGGUCCCAAGAAGCCAGAGGAAUGCUGCAGGCUUGACCUCGAACGGAUCUGCUCAGAGGGACAGGGACAACCCAGACGCAAACGGGAAGCAGCUGGAUUUGAAUGAACUGGAAAGGCUCUUUCCAGCCUCGCCUCCCCCGCCUGAUCAACACAACAAGGAGAUUGUGGUAAGGAAGGGACACUGGGGGCUUUUGUUUGUUUGCCACACUUUCAGACAGCAGUGGUGAACCUCGGGGCUAGGGAGGAAAUGCGGCCCUGCACACCUUUUAGCCUGGCCCCUGGAACCCUCUCCAGGCUCCACACCCCGCCAGCCCUGCUUUGCACCCUCCUUGAAUGUCUUGGUCUGGCUGAGAUGUCUCCUUGACCUCUUUUUUGCCUGGAGGAUAGAGGGAGGCGUGUGAGCAUGUGUAGAAAAGCUAGGCUGCUGUACCAAGGUAAAAUUGGCACUCUGUAAAAUUGGCACCCACUUUUACCUCUGGCCCCGCCCAUCACAGGCAUGUGACACUCUGGGAUUUUAGUCGGGGGCACUUCCUGUAGAGGCCAGGGAUGGAAUGUGGGGCCUUCUGCAUGCAGAACAGGUGCCCUACCACUGAGCCACAGCCGUUCAUAAUCUCCGUUAGUUUCAUAGGAAGCUACAGUCUAGCUCAGUAUUGCCUACACUGACUGGCAGCAGCUUUCCAGACUUCCAGCCAAGUGACUCUCCCAGUCCUACCAGGAGAUGCUGGGGAUUAAACCUGAGACCUUCCGCAUGUAAAGCAUGUACAGUGGUACCUCAAGUUACAUACGCUUCAGGUUACAGACUCCGCUAACCCAGAAAUAGUACCACAGGUUAAGAACUUUGCUUCAGGAUAAGAACAGAAAUCGUGCUCCGGCGGCGCGGCAGCAGCAGGAGGCCCCAUUAGCUAAAGUGGUACCUCAGGUUAAGAACAGUUUCAGGUUAAGAACAGACCUCUGGAACGAAUUAAGUACUUAACCUGAGGUACCACUGUAUUCUGUCACAAAGCCAUGCCCCUUGAUGAUUUCCAUUUGUUCUGGGAUAGGCAACUCCCGCUAUUAUUAUUAUUAUUAUUAUUAUUAUUAUUAUUAUUAUAUUUUAAGAGGACAGUCAGUCUUCUUCUUGGGCAUUCAAAUAGCCAUUUUUUCACUCUCCUUUCCCAGCUGGACCAUAUUCCUCCUACCUCACAUGACGAAACCCAGACAUCCAUGCUUCCGCCGGAUGACUUCAGCAUCAUCGAAGAGGAGAGCGACACCCUCUUCCAGCCCCCGCCCUCGGGGGCCCCCGGCAGGCCCCUCCUCAACGCCAGCCAAGAUGAGCCAGCUUUGAACCAAGCUCCAACCAAUGAAGGAUAA